Molecule: messenger RNA, 2569 nt
Organism: Silurus meridionalis
Lineage: Eukaryota; Metazoa; Chordata; Actinopteri; Siluriformes; Siluridae
Gene: hoxb9a
Product: homeobox B9a
Exons: 2
Coding region: 270-1022 (250 amino acids)
Biological process (GO): DNA-templated transcription; anterior/posterior pattern specification; regulation of transcription by RNA polymerase II
Cellular component (GO): nucleus
Molecular function (GO): RNA polymerase II cis-regulatory region sequence-specific DNA binding; DNA-binding transcription factor activity, RNA polymerase II-specific
Source: RefSeq, a predicted model, not a curated record
ACAUACCAGUUUAUUUAGAGGGGAAAAUAUGAAUAGUGCAAAAGGGGAAAGCGUCCCGCAGACCUUUGGAGGAUUGAUUUACGCCCCAUUGACUCUUUAUCAGGCUCACGAAAAAGUCUGACCAAUCAUUUUGCUCGAAGCACACAGCCUAGCAGCUCGACUCCAGUUUGUUUGAAAGCGAGUACAGAGAGCAUCUUGGAUAGCGGAAAGCCCAGUUCUAUGGUAUGUGGUUUACCUUCAAUGAACUGCACAUAGUAUAAUGUCCGAGAAUGUCCAUUUCUGGACCUCUAAGCAGCUACUAUGUCGAUUCCAUCAUAAGUCAUGAGGGAGAAGAUCCGAGCGCUGCCCGAUUCUCCAAUGUACAGUAUUCCAACACUAGGCAACCGGGAACCGGGGAACAUAAUGAAUUCCCUUCGUGUAGCUUUCAGCCCAAGCCUCCUGUGUUUAGUUCAUCAUGGAGUCCGUUCAGUUCCCACACGCCCAACAGCUUACCGGCGGUUUACCAUCCCUAUAUACCAGCGCAGCCUGUGCCUUCAACGGACACCCGGUACCUUCGUACAUGGCUCGAUUGUGCACCGAGAACCACCGAGCCACUGGACGGCCAGAGUCAAGUCAAAAUGGAGCCACCACUAAUACACCUCGAGGAGCCCCCUAAGAUUGGAGUACAGCACGAUUAUGUUUUGGAAUCCUCCUCAGCUAGGGAAAUAAAUCCCGGCCACGGCUCUGGAUUUGAAGACAGCAAGGAUAUUUGUGACGGUAGUAAGGACAAAGAGGGACCGGAUCAAAACGAUCCAUCAGCCAACUGGUUACACGCUCGCUCAUCCAGGAAAAAGCGUUGUCCGUACUCUAAGUAUCAAACACUAGAGCUCGAGAAGGAAUUCCUCUUCAACAUGUAUCUUACCCGGGACCGGCGGCACGAGGUAGCACGCUUGCUGAACUUGACGGAGCGGCAAGUUAAAAUCUGGUUCCAAAACCGAAGGAUGAAAAUGAAGAAAAUGAAUAAGGACCAGUCCAAGGAAUAAAUGGACAAGUUUGGGUUCUCAGCUUUUCCCUCUUUUAUCACCGUUAUGGUGACCUCUGGACAGAAUUAGAAGAUUUUUGCAGCUUAUGCUUGACAUUGUUUUUAUAUUCUGGGAUGCAGAUCAACACUAAAACCUGAGUAUUCUUUGUAGAAAGCUACUUGAUGGGCAAGCACACUGGUAGCCAACUGUAUAACAUGAGUAGAGUAUUUAACUAUUCCUUGUUUUGAAUUUCCUUUCCGCUUUAAUUUAUAUGCAAAAAUAUAUAAGUACAGGUACUUGUAUAUUUUAAGUUGAACAAAUUUGACUUUGUAAACAUUUUGUCGACAUUAUUAUUAUUAUUAUUAUUAUUAUUAUUAUUAUUACAUGGCAAUAAGUGUGGUUGCAACCAUGCAUCCUUAUAAUAAAACUGAUUUAGUGUUAGUAAAUAAUUGGUUAUUGACUGAAUUAUUAUUAUUAUAAUUUUUUUUUAAUGUAAAAUAAGGGAUAUCAUUUUUUAUUGUUCCGUGACAAAUAUUCAGAUAUGCAUUCCUUAAAUGAUGACAUUCGUUGGCAGUAAAUUUUGCAUUUGUUAAAAUGUAAGUACUUUUUAAAUACUGGAGGACAAAAACUGGCUUUUCUUUUAAAUAUUGCAAAUAAUGAGUUUAAAUAUAUAACAGCUUAAUUGUUAUUGUUUUAUUGCUUGUCUUAAUAGUUUGGAAGAGAUUUAGAAACCUACACAUUUUCAGUAUAGUUAAUGCACAAUAACAAUAACAAUAUUCCAAGUUUUCGAGAUUAAGCAAAGACACAAAUCAAGGUUUUGGAAAAUCGUGAAACAACAAAUUAUACGCUGCGUUACUUCGUUUAACUUAUCAUCUUAACUGAUGCCCCAGUUAUACGAUAAUAAAGGAAAUAACUUACGGAAUGUAUCUGCUGGAUGUGUGUUUACGUAUGUAGGUAGCUUGUGAAUGAAAAACUUUCGGUUUUAAACUAGCGGUGGUUGUAAAAGUUUACAUGCUUUAUCGCAUGCCUUGUAAAGUUUUAGUUAGUUUUUUUAUUAGGUAGUACAAUUCUAAGCUCUUCCAUGCGUGGUAUUAAAAUGCUAGUUAUAAUUUAUUUCAAAUGUUACUGACUUUUUUAGUGGAAUGUUUCUUGUUUACUUUGUGUAAAAGAUAUCUUAUUUGUUCUUUCUUUUUUUUCAGACACGCUUUUUACAUGUUGUUGUCAUAUGACAGAAAUUUGUUAACAUAAAAGUAUUAUGUUGUAACGUUUGUACCACAUUGCAUUAUUUUGCUUGUACAGAAAUAGUUGCCUAAUGGUAAUCUCUGUAGGCUCGUGGGCGUCUGUCUGCAACUUCUCCUGAGGUGUGGGAUUUCUCCAGUUUACCUCAAACGGUGUCACACCCAACGACAAACUGACCGACAGACAUACAAGUUUACACGGCUCACUGAGUUCUUGUUACUGGCGCAUACUUAGACUGAUGUUAAUUUUUUUUUACAAAGGAUAAAACGAAUAUUCCACAUUCAUUAUUGACAUAAACCGUCCCUAGUGAAUAAAAACAGAAAACCUAA